This is a messenger RNA of Capsella rubella, 489 nucleotides long. RefSeq names its product toll/interleukin-1 receptor-like protein. Gene Ontology annotation, biological process: signal transduction. The transcript has a single exon. Bases 1 to 489 code for a protein of 162 amino acids. The record is from RefSeq and is a predicted model, not a curated record. Lineage: Eukaryota; Viridiplantae; Streptophyta; Magnoliopsida; Brassicales; Brassicaceae.
AUGAUGAAGAGCAGUGAUGUUUCCGAUCUUCGUUCGAGGCUCAAGUGGGAUGUAUUCCUCAGUUUUCAAAGAGAUACGCGCCACAAAUUCACGGAUCGUCUUUAUGAAGUGCUCGUCAAGGAACAGGUCCGGGUUUGGAACGAUGAUGUGGAACGUGAGAAUGAUGAGCUCGGUGCAAGUCUCCUGGAGGAGGCUAUGGAGGACUCUGUCGCUUUAGUCGUCGUCUUAUCUCCUAACUAUGCUAAGUCUCACCGGUGCCUUGAAGAGUUAGCCAAGAUCUGCCAUCUGAAAACCUCCCUGGGUCGGCUUGUGCUACCCAUCUUUUACGAGGUUGAACCCUGGAUUUUUCGGAAACAGAAGGGUCCUUUCGAGAUGGAUUUUAAAGAGCACUCGAAAAGAUUCAGCGAGGAGAAGAUACAGAGAUGGAGGAAAGCAAUGAAUUUAGUUGGAAAUAUAUCCGGAUUUGUUUUCAGGUAUGGAUUCCAAUAA